Messenger RNA from Arabidopsis arenosa, 1807 nucleotides. The record is from the annotation of a GenBank genome assembly. Lineage: Eukaryota; Viridiplantae; Streptophyta; Magnoliopsida; Brassicales; Brassicaceae.
GAGAUUCUUCUUCGCCUUCAACGAUAAGACAGAGAAGCAAAGAGAAGAUCUCCGGUGGAAGAAACAAGCCGGAGUUAUCAUUUUCAACUUCUGUUUUCUGAAAUUUUCUCCGAUUUGGAUCUGUCUCCGACUGGAAAGUGUGGCAAUGGCUAGCUCCAAAGGAUCACAGAGUGUUAGAAACUUGAUGUACCCGGGAAAGCAUGCUUUGCUCCCACCAAAAAUACCGUUUCCUAGUGUUUCAGCAUCGUAUUCUGAGUAUAUUCCGAGUGGUUUGAUUGGUUCAAGGCAUGGUCAGAAGCUUAGUGGUGAGAAAACGCACCACCAGCGGACUUCCUCUGAGAGCCAUUUGGUAGAAGAGCUUCCUUUUUGGCUUGAUGAUCUUCUCAAUGAGCCGGAUAGCCCUGCUCGCAAAUGUGGUCAUCGGCGGUCAUCAAGUGACUCUUACGCGUAUCUAGAUGUGGCUAAUGCUACAAACAUAAGUUUGACUCUCCAAAAUGAUUUCAGUUAUAGGAAUACGGUUUCUUCCACUCAAAGAGGAAUUCAGGAGCUUGACCGAAAUAAAAAUGUUCAGGAUGCUGCUUUCUACUCUGAUGCUAAUUUUCUGAAACAGAAGAGUCGGCAGCGGGAUUCUUUGGUGGCAAAUGGCGCUCGUCCUUCUUGGCUACCUUACACUCGAGAGAGCGGUGGCGGGAAAAACAUGGGACCAUUAUAUAUGUCUCAAGAUGCAACAGUAAUAUCAGAAAGAAAGAACUAUGCCGAACCUCUUUCUCAUGACCCGAAAAUGUUAUCUUUUGAGGAAAACAACUCCAAUCCGCCGCCUGUGACUUAUGAAGCUGACAAUACUAAACGAGCCAAACAGCAAUUUGCACAACGAUCACGAGUCCGUAAGCUCCAGUACAUAUCUGAGCUAGAAAGAAAUGUACAAACAUUGCAGGCAGAAGGCUCCAAAGUUUCAGCUGAACUUGAUUUUCUCAACCAGCGGAAUCUUAUUCUGAGUAUGGAAAAUAAAGCUCUUAAGCAGCGACUCGAAAGUAUAGCUCAGGAGAAGCUUAUCAAACAAUUGGAACAAGAAGUGUUGGAAAAGGAGAUUGGAAGACUACGAGCGCUGUAUCAGCAACAACAACAAACUCAAAAACCAUCAGCUACUCGCGGACGUGCUACUAGCAAAGAUCUCGACUCUCAGUUCUCGAGUCUUUCACUGAACACCAAAGAUUCCAACUGUAGGCGUGACUCUGUAUCUGUGAUGGGUCAAUUCCACUUUUAGUCAAUGUCUCUCUACCCACUGGUUCAUUAGAUCUCAAGGGCAUGGCGCUUCAACAACAUCAGGCCCUAAUCUACUGCCUCACCGCAGACGUUUUUUAACUCCCCCGUCUUUUAUUUUUCUUAUGAUUGACAAGUUAACUCACCAGUGCACCUGGAAACCUAUAUUACUUCCAGCAGAUGGCUUGCCUGAGGUGGUUUAGUUCGAAGAUCAGACACCUGGACUUCAUUUAUCUGGUGAUUGUUGUAGCAACUUGUAAUAUUCGAACCCGGACAAAAUAAAACAUUCAUAUCUGGAGUUGUACUAUGAUCUCCACUGUUUGUAUUUUAUGUUACUGGUAAAAUGGUGCAUUCCCUUGGAGUGAAUGAUUCAUGUAAAGUUGAUGACAUUCUCUGUAGUACUAUCCCAAGUGUCAAAAGAUUUGAUUGCUUCAGAUCUGCAUUUAACUUGUAUGCACAUUUACAGUUGUUUCAUUGCUCUUUGUCAAGCCUCAUGAAGGGCCUAUAUGGUGUAACUCGAAUGUUAUAAGAAAGUAAACUUGUUGCA